Molecule: messenger RNA, 2147 nt
Organism: Chroicocephalus ridibundus (black-headed gull)
Lineage: Eukaryota; Metazoa; Chordata; Aves; Charadriiformes; Laridae
Gene: BMP6
Product: bone morphogenetic protein 6
Exons: 7
Coding region: 441-1763 (440 amino acids)
Biological process (GO): BMP signaling pathway
Cellular component (GO): extracellular region
Molecular function (GO): cytokine activity; growth factor activity
Source: RefSeq, a predicted model, not a curated record
CCGGCCAGCCCGCGGGGACCGGGGCUGCAGCCGCAGGAGCCGCUCGCUCGCUCCCUUGGCGGGGCGGGGAGGGAGGGAAAGUUUGCUGCUCUUCUUCUUCUUCCUCAUCAUCCUCCUCCUCCUCCUUCUUCUCCCCCACCACACGCAGACCCCGCGGCCCGGCGCGGCGACCCCGGGCAGGGGCAUGGCGAACUGAGCGGUCGGGCCGGGCCGGGGGGCGGCCCCGCCGCACCUGAGCGGCGGCGGGGAGGUGGGCUUGCACCGCGGCCAUGCGCGGCGGCGGGGGCGAGCGCUGAGCCCCACCGGCCUGGCUACCCCCCGCCGGCCCGGGCGAUAGCCGCCGCGGGGGGGUGGGGGGAAGGGGGGCUGGAGGGCGGCGGGGAGCCCCCCGGGGAGAGGGGGAAGCAGGGACCUCGCCUGCCUCCGCCCGGCCGAGCGCCAUGCCGCGGCGGCUGGCCUGGCUGUGCUGCUGCUGGGCGCUGCUGAGCGGCGCCUGCCGCCCCGCCGAGCCCGCGAUGCCCGCCGAGGGCGGGGAGCCGCCGCCGCCCGCUGCCGCCGCCGCCGCCGCCUCGGGCUUCCUCUACCGGCGUCUGAAGUCGCACGAGAAGCGGGAGAUGCAGCGGGAGAUCCUCUCGGUGCUGGGGCUGCCCCACCGCCCCCGGCCGCUGCCGCGGGAGCCGCCGGCCCCGCCGCCGGGGAGGCUGACGGCGGCUCCGCGCUUCAUGCUGGACCUCUACCACGCCCUGGCCGAGGGCGCGGAGGGCAGCGCGGGCGCGGAGCCCAGCGGCCGCCCGCCGCCCCCCGCCCCGCCGCCGCCGCUGCCCAGCUCGCAGGACAGCGCCUUCCUCAACGACGCCGACAUGGUCAUGAGCUUCGUCAACCUGGUUGAGUAUGACAAGGAGUUCACGCCUCACCAGCGGCACCACAAGGAGUUCAAGUUUAAUUUGUCUCAGAUUCCUGAGGGCGAGGCCGUCACAGCCGCUGAGUUUCGGAUCUACAAGGACUGCGUGGCGGGGAGCUUUAAAAACCAAACUUUCCUUAUCAGCAUCUACCAAGUGCUGCAGGAACAUCAGAACAGGGCCUCUGACUUGUUCCUGCUGGACACGCGGGCGGUAUGGGCCUCGGAGGAGGGCUGGCUGGAGUUUGACGUCACCGCCACCAGUAACAUGUGGGUGAUGAACCCUCAGCACAACAUGGGACUGCAGCUGAGCGUGGUGACCCGGGAUGGUUUCAGCGUAAAUCCUAGAGAAGCAGGCCUUAUAGGCCGAGAUGGCCCUUACGACAAACAGCCUUUCAUGGUGGCCUUCUUCAAAGUGAGUGAAGUCCAUGUUCGGACCACUAGGUCGGCAACGAGCAGGCGCAGGCAACAGAGUCGCAACCGCUCCACUCAGGCUCAGGAUGUUUCCAGGGUGUCUAGUGUCACAGAUUACAACAGCAGUGACUUAAAAACAGCGUGCAGAAAGCAUGAGCUUUACGUUAGCUUCCAAGACUUGGGAUGGCAGGACUGGAUAAUCGCUCCAAAGGGCUACGCAGCCAACUACUGUGAUGGGGAGUGCUCAUUCCCACUCAAUGCCCAUAUGAACGCAACCAAUCAUGCCAUUGUACAAACUCUGGUUCAUCUUAUGAAUCCUGAUUACGUUCCCAAACCCUGCUGUGCACCUACCAAACUAAAUGCCAUAUCUGUUCUUUAUUUCGAUGAUAAUUCUAACGUAAUCUUGAAGAAAUACAGGAAUAUGGUAGUAAGAGCUUGUGGAUGUCACUGACAAACAGUCUGCACACGGACUCUGUGAUACUACCAUGAACUUCCAUACUGCCUUCCAUGCUUUCACCAACUACCUGACCUUGGAGAAAAAGAAAUAAGUGAUGACCCACCUUUCAGGACACCACGUAUGUGCCUUGUGGGAGGAGAGGGUGUGGGGAGCACAUGCUGGGGACCAAGCAAACCCCGGGAUUUCUCACAGACUGACCCUGUGCCACAGAGGCUGCUCAGCCCUGCAGAGCCAGGGCGCGCAAAGCAGCAAUAUGCCCCCACACGCUUUAUUUAGCUGGGACAGUCUUAAUCUCACAUAGCAGCUUGGCCUUAGCAGUUGCUCGGAUGUGUGCUGCAGUUUUACCAGAUGGGCACCCAACAAAAGUGAGGGUUUUUU